AUGAACAAAAUACUGAGAGAACUCCACAACAAUCAAAUAAUAGAUAAGUCCGUAUUUUGGCAUUUACAUUCAACUUCAUCAUCUCUUUCAGUCUUAUAUGGACAACCAAAAGUCCAUAAAACAGGCUACCCAUUAAGACCUAUCAUCUCAACUAUCGUAUCUUACAACUACUCACUCUCAAAAUAUUUAGCUAAACUCAUCUCAAAUCAUCGUACAGAAACUCCACCAUCAUAUAUAAAAGGCUCUUUCGAACUAGUUAAAAAACAGAAAACGAUCACCAUUAAAACAACCACCAUAAUGGUCAGCUUUGACGUCGAAUCACUCUACACAAACGUUCCUGUGAAAGAAGCAAUAGAACUCGCAUUAGAUAUAAUCUACAAACGACCAAAUAAACCUGAUAAACUUCUUACUCGGAAACAGACACAACAACUAUUACAUCACGCUGUAUGCGACGUAUCGUUUCGAUUCAUGGACAAAACAUACAUACAAAAAGAUGGCGUUGCGAUGGGCAAUGCAAUUGCACCAAUACUUGCCGACUUAUUCAUGAUAAAAAUGGAAGAAAAGCUCAAUCGAUUCACAAAAAAACAGACCAAAAAUAUGGCUCCGAUAUGUCGAUGA
Molecule: messenger RNA, 618 nt
Organism: Rotaria socialis
Lineage: Eukaryota; Metazoa; Rotifera; Eurotatoria; Philodinida; Philodinidae
Source: the annotation of a GenBank genome assembly